This is a messenger RNA of Effrenium voratum, 6032 nucleotides long. NCBI's taxonomy places the organism in Eukaryota, Dinophyceae, Suessiales, Symbiodiniaceae. The record is from the annotation of a GenBank genome assembly.
AUGAGCUCGGAGACGCUGGGCGCGAAGCUCUCCAUCGCAGAGAGCGACAAGUCGGCGCUGGAGAAGGAGAAGGCGGUGCUGGAGGCGCAAGUGUCGCAGUUGCAGCUGCAGAUCGCGGCGCGGCAGGCCGAGGUGGAGGAGAUCAAGGCGAAGGCUGACGAGGCGAGAGCCACCGGCGUCGCGGACCCCAUGGGCUUCCAGGCCGGCGUCCAGGCCCUGGAGUCGGCCAACGUGGAGGAGCUCGGGGCCAAGUGGAAGGAGCAAGGGCAGAAGGCAGUGGACGAGGCGCAGGCUCGCGCCGCCGCCGUGACGCAGCAAACCACCGAGGAGCUGGACCGCCUGCUGGCGCGUUUUGCGGAGCUGGCGCAGCAGUUCCAGGACUCCGAGGCCUUCCAGUCGGCCUCCGGGCGCCUGCAGAGCGCCGCCGGGUCCGUGGCCCAGGCCACGGCCGCGGCCGAGCAGCUGCAGCAGGCGUCCGCCAGCGCGGACUGGCGCUCUGCGGUGCAGCAGGGCAUGGCCUCUGCAUCAGACGCAGCUUCCCAGGCCGCAACGCAGGCAGCAGCGGCAGCGGAGCAGGUUUCGGCGCCCAUCCCGGUGGGGCGCCUGGCGGGGCGCUUCAAGCUGCAGCUGUGGCGCGCCAGCGCGGAGCACCGGCUGCAGCUGGCGCUGGGCGCUAGCACCCAAGGUGAUGUAGUGGUGAUGAGCGACUUCAACCACCUGGGCAUCUACAAAGGUGAUCAGGUGCUCCUGGUGAACGACGUGGCGGUCAAGGACCUGCAGCAUUUCGCGGAGCUCUUGGAGCAAUGCGACCAGGAGGUAGAGAUCCACUUCUACCACAAGGAGUUCGGGGGGCAGACCGGGGAGGAGGACGUCUUCGACACGUGCUGCUCUCCCAUCUGCACACCUCAGCUGAUGCCGAUGUGGUGCGAUUUCUUCUUCAAUCCUCCAGAGCCCAGGUGCCGCGCCAGUCGCUGGCCGCUGCGGGAGGUGCUGGCGGCCUCCAAGGCCUCGGUGCUGCCCAGUGGCCUGCUUCAGCUGCGGCUGCACCGGGGUUCCCUGAAGCAGAGUUUUGGACUUCCGCUGGGCUUCUUGCCAAAAGAUUGCGAAGCCUCGGAUGUCUCGAACAUCGCCUCUGAGGACGGCCUGCUGAAGCCUCCCCGGCCCGCGCUCUGCGUGGUGGAGUCCUUUAGCUCCGAGACGGAGGCAGAGUCCCCCUGGCGCGACUCGUGGCUCCGGCAGGCGGAGGAGCAGAUCGAGGUGGAAGCCAGCCCGGCGGGCAGCCGGGGCACGCUGGUGGUGCUCCAGCCGCUGCCCUUGCUGGGCCUUCGCCAGGGCGACGAGUUAGUAAGGAUCAACGGCGAGGAGAUCACGGACCUCGCGGGCUGGAAGGCGGCCACCAAGCACGCCAUGCAGACGAUCUGGGACUUCCGGCGCCCCAGCGAGGUGCCGGCGCUGGAGACGGCCCGGGGCCCCUGGCGGCUCCUUGUCUACUUCGAGUUGUCCGUGGAGAAGGUCGGGGAAGGCGGCCUGCUGGGCCUGGCCCUGCAGAACGCCGACGACGACUACGCCCCCGGCGAGGACAUGGGCACUUUCGCGCUGAUGCACUCGGGGAUUUGCCGUCACAAUGGCAAGGAUGACGGCAAGAGUGCCGCCUGGAAGGACGGCGUGGUGCUGUGCGUGGCCGUGGACUGCGACGCCGGCACCGUGCAGAUCGCCACGUUGGACAAGCCCGCCUUCGAGACGGUCUUGCAGCUCGCGGACGAGGAGAAGCCGGCGGAGGUGGGCCUGCCGCUGGUGGCACUUCUGUCGCCGGGGGACAAGGGGGCGAUGACUGUGAACGUGGGGCAGCAGCCCUUCAAGCUCCAACCCCCGGCAAAGGAGUACAAGCCGAUCGCGGAGUUGAUGGAGCUGCGCAAGCAGUGGCGCGUGACGUUGCCUGACAAUGUGGAGACGUGGCCAGUCUACGUGAAGCCGUCGCGGCAGGCGGAGGGCGCGGAGUCCCUGCAGGCGCAGUGGGGCUUCGAGGAGCUGGCGCUGGCGGAGGAGAACGGGGUGAAGUGGGUCCGCCACAACGGCGGCUGGUCCCCGGUCUCUCUGGAAGCGCUGGGACGUCUUUGCACAGGCCUCACGCCGCUGCCAUCCACCAUCGACGCCCUGGAGAAGCGUGGAGAUGCCAACGGUUUCAAGUUCUUCCGCCUGGUGGUGACCAAAGUCCGCGGCGGCGACACGGUGAACGGCGUGGCACUGGGGCAGCUGCUGCUCCGCAAGGAGGGCGUGGAGCUGGACCUCGCAGAGGCCACGGCGGAGAACCCGGACGGCCAAUGCGCGGACGGGGAGGGCCCGCAGAACGCCAUCGACGGCAGGACCUCCACCAGGUGGCACACCUCAGUGCUGAGCCCCCUGGUGAUCAAGCUCCCGAAGCCGGCGCUGAUCGACAGCUUCAGCUUCCGCACAGCGCCCUCGGAGGAGCAGCUGGACCCCGUGGAGUGGCGACUGGAGGCCUCCAACGACCAAUCCACCUGGAAGGUGCUUCAUGGCCAGGAGACCAGCUACCACCCCCCCAAGCGGCGCUGCGGUCAGGCUUCCUGGUUCGAGACUUCGAACCGGAACACGGGCACGGGGAAGAGCAAGCUGGUGCCGUGGACCUCCGGCGCCAAGGUGCAGGCUGGGGCCUGGCACGCGCUCACGCUGAGUGUGGAUUUGCCCAACUCCAAAGUCACUGUGUGGCUGGACGGGGAGGUGGCGCUGGAGAUCUGCGACCCCAGCAGCCCGCUGCUGCGCUGCGACGGGCCGCUGAGUUUGGACCCGGCAGAGGGGCUGUGCCUUUUCGGGCGCAAGCCCUUCCUGAAGAAGGAGUGGAGCUGGAUGCUGGGAGCGCAGAUCAAAAACCUCCAGCUGCAGACCCUGGUGCCCAGCCUCUUCAACGUUUGGGCGCUGCAGAUGCCGCUGGGCGUGUGGAUCUGCCGAGAGGGCUCUUGCAAGACCACGGGCCUCUUCACCCGCAACGCCGCCAGCAGCUCUCAGUGCUGGCGCUGCAAGUGCGGCCGCAUCCGGUCGGCCUUCCGACCGCCCAACGACACGGACCCCCGGCAUCCGGGCAUCAAGAUCAUCACCACGGACUCGUUGGAAGAGAUCCUGGAGAAGGACAAGUGCGUCUUCAUCGCGCUCUCGGCGGACUGGUGCGGGGCCUGCCAGCAGAUGAAGCCGGCCUGGUUCGCCCUGGCCAAACUCCUGCAGACUUCCUCGGCGGUCACCGUGGCGGUGAUGAACAUCGACGAGAACGACGUGGACCGGCGCUACUUCCCCGAGCGCCACAUCCCGGUGGUGAAAUUGCUGGUGAAGAAGGUCUCCGAGGAUGGCAUGGACGAGAAGCCCACGGUCCUCCCUUACGAGGGUGGCCACAGUAUCGCCAGCUGGCUGAGCUUUUUGAUGCAGCACACCAGCCUCAACCUGCAGGAGGUCCUGGAUUCCAACUACGACUCCUACGUCAAGGAGUUCAACAUCGAGAGCCUGCUCAAGGCCUUGACGGCUGCAGCCCGCACCGCCUUGAAGGAGGGUUGGGGCGCAGACAGCGCGGUGGGGGGCGGCAAUGCCGGCGGAUGGCGAAGGCUUUGCGCCUUCCUCUGCAACUACUGCUGGGAUCCCGACCAGUACAGCCAACUCCCUGCCGCGCCCGAAACGGGCGAAGACGAGCUCUGGAUCCGUCUUCUGCUGAAGCGCGUGAACGAGGAGGCGGAGAAGGCUUUGCGCGGGGGGCACCCGCGACAGCCGUUGGCUUUCCUGCUGGAGCAGGUCUUCCUCCCGGGCUCGAAGCCGGACGAUCUGCAGACCAUCCGCGCCGGAAUGCUGGCGGAGAACGUGGUGCAGCGGGGCGACUCAGGGGAGAGCAAGGACCGCGCGGCGGCCCAGCAAUGGUCCGCCGUGGAGCAGCAGAAGGCGGCGGCCAGGGCAGAGCCCAUGGCGCGGCCGAUGCUGCAGAGGAGUUGGGCCAAGAUCAAGCAGGCCAUCGACUCCAGGUCGCCGAAGCGGAUGCAGACGCUGCAGGAGCUGCUGACGAGGGGCCUGGAUUUGGACUUCGAGGACUUGGGCCACGAGCAGCCGAGCGUGAUGUGGUUGGCGGCCGCCAACAACGACCUCGAGGUGCUGCAGUUCUGCCUGGCCUACGGCGCCAACCCCCACCGCGCCACCGAGGGCGUCUUGCCCACCGAGGCGGCGGCCGCCACCGGGUCCCUGCAGGCUUUGGCCAUGCUGCUGCGGGUGGGCGCGGUGUGCGGCCGCGCGCUGCACUUCGCGGCGGCGACCUCGCAGCUGGGGGCUUUGAAGGUACUGGUCAACGCCAAGGCGGACGUGUGUCUCCGGGUCAGAGGCCUGUCCCCUUUGGCGGUGGCGGCCAGCCGCGACAACGACGAGGUCGUGAGGUUUUUGCUCGCCAACUGGCAGCAGGAGCCCCUCCUGGGGUCCGAGGCCUGUGAAGCCCUGGGCCUCAACCCAGGUAGCAACGUGCUGUACCUGGCGGCGCACUGUGGCUUGGACCGGAUCUGCGAUCUGAUGCUGCAGCGGGGGGUGAAGCCCAACACGGAGGUCCCCAAGACGGUGGGGAAUCAGCUGGUCCAGGAGCACGUCCGCGCUGUUUUGGAGCCCCACCGCUGGAUGCUGCUGCGGCGCAUGUGCCCGGAAGACAAGCCCGAGGCGACGGCUGCAGCGGUCUUCAAGCAAGCCAGUGAGGAGUUUGCCGGCGACAGGCCCGAGGACUUGGUGAAGCGGGGCGCGGUCUUCGCGGGCGUGGGCCCAUUGCGCCCGGCGACCAUGGCCUCCUUGCUGGAUGACCCAGAAGCUGUGAAGCAGCUGGCGGAGGUGGACACCAGCGGCGACCCGCUGCCGGGGCCGAUGCCGUCGGCGCUGAUGUGGGCGCAGUGGGCGCAGGCGCAGCAGGCAUCGCGGGUGAUGCUGGAUGCAGGCGUGACUCUGAGCAACGCGGAUCUGGAGGGCCUCAGGCGCCUGGGCCGCGCGCGGCGCAGCUGCGAGGCCACCUUGGCCGCGGGAAAGCUGCUGGAGAACAAGGACUGGAAGCUGCUGCCCAAGGCCAUCCAGCCCCUGGCCUCGGCCACGCCCAUGUCAAGGCUGCAGGAGUUGCGGGAGAAGAUGCUGCUGGGCAUCCGCGAUGUGUCCCAGGUGGCGGUGGACGAGGUGGCGCCGCCGGUGCUGCUGCAGAUGCCCUCGCAGCCUCCGCAGCUGAACCGCGUGACCUCCACCCAGGUGGAGCAGGAAGAGGCCUCUGCCAAAGAGGAGGUGGCCGCAUCAACUCUUCUAGACAUGCUGGGCCCUGUCCGGACCAGCCUCAUGCGGUUCCUGGUGCAGCGAGAGAUCGCGCGUGGCGAGGGCAAGUCGGGCUUGUCGCCGAACUACCUCUUGGCCCUGCACGCCACCACCACCUUCGUGGACAUCCACGCGGAGUGCCAGCGGUUUUUGGUUCUGCUGAAGGCGGCGCUGGGCACCUUGCCCUCGGCGCGGGGGCCGUGCUACCGGGCGGUGAGCCGCGAGAAUAAGGCGGUGGCCCUGAAGCAGUACUCCCCAGGCUCCAUCAUCCGCUGGCCCGCCGGGGCCUGCGGCACUUUGGACUUCGGCGCCGCGAUGAGCGCGCUGAGUCUGGCCGGGGACGGGCCCGGGGUCAUCUUCAAGGUUCGGCGCUUGCUCUCUGCAAAGGAGGUGGACGAGAGCAACCGCCAGGUCCUCUUCAUGGGCGGCGCCAUGCGCGUGGUGGGCCUGUUCCCUCUGAGCGGGCCCCUGCUGGCUGCCGAGAGGGAGCUGGCACAGAAGCCCGCGUCAGAGAGGCUCGGGUCCUGGUGCCCCAGCCUGGACAUGGUGCGGCGCCCAGAGACCGCGCAGCCCGCGGAGAUGGAGACGCAGCCAUUGGUCAUGGUGCUGUUGGAUGAGGAAGAGGAAAACUGAGUGAUAUAUCCGGAAGAUCGAAAUUAUCGCCAAUCUGCUGAGAGGCCCUGGGUCGAGCUGUCUGAUGUUGUCUCAAAACUCCA